Molecule: messenger RNA, 1254 nt
Organism: Diplodia corticola
Lineage: Eukaryota; Fungi; Ascomycota; Dothideomycetes; Botryosphaeriales; Botryosphaeriaceae
Product: gmp synthase
Exons: 2
Coding region: 1-1254 (417 amino acids)
Source: RefSeq, a predicted model, not a curated record
AUGAACAAAUUUACAGAAAUCGCCAAAGGCGGCUGGCAUCCUGAGAAGAACAGAGGGUCCUCUUCUUCUCAGGGCGGAGGCCUCAGGGACAGAGCCAAAGGAUUGGUUGGCAUGGGCAACAACGACCCUUAUGCGGCGCAGCGUGACCACCAGUCACGGCCGCUGUCUUCCCUGAGAGAUCCCGCGAGCUUCGCACCGCCCCCGAAGCAUCAAGCCUACUACGGACCGCAGGCGAACCCGCCGAGCGGAGCGGCCGGCUACAUCACCGCACCCACGCCUGCGAGCAGCGGCCUUGGAGCCCCCUUGACACAGGAGCAGAUCCAGGCCUCACAGCAAAGACAGCUCGCAGCUGCUCAAGCUCAGGAGGAAGAGGAAAACAGACCGCCGCCAGGUCCCUAUCGCGUUGACACGACCGGUUUAUCGACGGCACAUCUGCCCAAACCUCCUGUGAGGCGGCCGGGACAAGAGACACCGGAGGCGACGUCGCUUGUAAGGACAAAGCCUGCGCCCCCUCCGGCGCCAUCUCAGAAACCGAAAUUGCCGCCGCGACUGCCCCCUCGCCAAAAUUCACACCCAGAUAUUCAUGCCCCGCUUCCACCGCCGACGUACCAAGAAAGUGUUCAGAGCCCUCCCGCACAACCAAGUCAAGGUAUCCUCAACCAAGGAGCCAUCAACAGGUUAGGCAAUGCGGGGGUAAACGUUUCUGGGUUUGGCAUCGGGCGAACUGCUUCUCCUCCUGUGCCUCCGCGCAAUGGCUCGCCUGCGACUCCUCCAGCGCCGCCGCCGCGCACUGCGUCUCCUGCCCAGCAGAACCCGCUCAGCGGGCUUCAGUCACGUUUCUCAAAGAUGGGCACAGGCUCUUCUCAACCAGCCACCCCUGAAGGAGGAACGACGUUCGCGCAGAAGCAGGCUGCAUUCAGCACCGCCAGAAAUUUCCAUAAAAAUCCCUCGUCUGUCUCGGUGAGCGAGAUGCGUACUGCAGCCUCCACAGCAAAUAACUUCCGCGAGAGACAUGGAGAGCAGGUGGCGGCGGGAUGGCAGAAGGCCAAUGGACUGAACCAGAAAUACGGUGUAGUGGACAGAGUCAACGGCAUGGCAUCGGGCAGCGGAACGGCAUCACCGGCGAACCCGCCGCCAGGCCCCGUGGGGAAGAAGCCUCCGCCUCCGCCUCCUCCGAAAAAGAAGGGUCCAGCAGAAAACAGUGCAUCUCCACCGCCGCCUGUUCCAUUGGCCAGCAAGCCUAGGCCGACUUGA